CUCUGUACUGACUAAAAAGGCCACGGACCCGCGUCGACCAAUCAGGGCCGUUGACGUCACGGAGAGGGGGGCGUGUUUAGCGAUGUUGCGCCGCAACCCAACCUGACAGCUGUAGUCUUGUUUAGCUUGACUGGAAAGGUGCUCCUGAACUUCACAUAAGACCCUUCACAGGACAUAAAGACAGGGUCCAAAAUGGGAAAGAAAAGCAGAGUGAAAACCCAGAAGUCGGGGAGCGGGGCCACAGCGGCUGUAUCCCCAAAAGAAAUGAUGAACCUGAUCAGUGAGCUACUGCAAAAGUGCAGUAAUCCCAGCUCAGCACCAGGAAGAGAGUGGGAAGAAUAUGUGCAGAUUCGUGGACUUGUUGAAAGGAUUCGCAAGAAGCAAAAAGCAGGCUUGUCUGUAGUCUUUGAUGGCAAAAGAGAAGACUAUUUUCCUGAGCUGAUGCAGUGGGCACUGGAGAACGGGGCAUCUACUGAGGGCUUUGAGCUGGCCGAAUUCCCCAAUGAAGGUUUUGGAUUAAAAGCAACGCGGGAAAUAAAGGCUGAAGAGCUAUUUCUUUGGAUACCAAGGAAGUUACUGAUGACUGUGGAAUCCGCAAAAACCUCAGUUCUGGGGUCACUGUAUUCACAAGACAGAAUCCUGCAAGCAAUGGGGAACAUCACCCUGGCAUUCCACCUGCUGUGUGAACGGGCUGAUCCCAAUUCCUUCUGGCUGCCGUACAUCAAGACAUUGCCCACCGAGUACGACACACCCCUUUAUUUCCAGGAGGAGGAGGUGCAGUAUCUCCAGUCUACCCAAGCCAUCCACGACGUCUUCAGCCAGUACAAGAACACAGCCCGGCAGUACGCUUACUUCUACAAAGUCAUUCAGACCCAUCCCAAUGCCAACAAGCUGCCCCUAAAGGACGCGUUCACGUUUGACGACUACAGGUGGGCUGUAUCAUCCGUGAUGACACGACAGAAUCAGAUCCCCACCGAGGAUGGAUCUCGGGUAACUUUGGCCCUGAUUCCGCUAUGGGACAUGUGUAACCACACCAAUGGCCUGAUAACUACCGGUUACAAUUUGGAGGAUGACCGAUGCGAGUGCGUGGCAUUGCAGGAAUUUAAGGCAGGCGAACAGAUUUACAUUUUCUAUGGCACCCGGUCAAACGCAGAGUUCGUCAUCCACAAUGGCUUCUUCUUCGAGAACAACGCUCACGACCGGGUGAAGAUAAAGCUGGGCGUCAGCAAGAGCGACAGGCUGUAUGCCAUGAAGGCCGAAGUCCUGGCACGGGCCGGCAUACCCACGUCCAGUGUGUUUGCGCUGCACAUCACCGAGCCGCCGAUAUCUGCGCAGCUUCUGGCUUUCCUGCGAGUCUUCUGCAUGAGUGAAGAGGAGUUAAAGGAACACUUAAUCGGAGACCACGCAAUCGAUAAGAUCUUCACCUUGGGGAAUAGCGAGUUUCCCGUGAGCUGGGACAAUGAGAUUAAGCUGUGGACCUUUCUGGAGGCGAGGGCUUCACUCCUGCUUAAAACCUACAGAACCACAGUGGAGGACGAUAAGCAGCUUGUGGACAGCGGUGACCUCUCCCCGCACGCAGCCAUGGCCGUCAAGCUGCGUCUCGUCGAGAAAGAAAUCUUGGAGAAGGCCGUCAAAAGCGCCUCGGAUAACUGCAAGCUGUACACCAAGCACCUGGAAGACGAAGACCCGCUGCCCAAAUACGAGGAGAGCAACAUCGCCUUCCUGGAGAACACGGCCUCCGAUGCCAAACUUCCCCUGGUCCUGAGAAGCCUCGACGACGACGAGGCCGAAGCCAGCGAGCUGAAGAGACAGGAGACCCUCACCAUCACCGAGAUCACCGAAAACGGCUACCUGAACGGAAAGGACUCUCUGUACAACGGGACCAAGUCCGAGAGCAACAGCGCCCUGGCGGAGGACCACGCGACCAGCGAUGCCAAAUAAUGUUCCCGCACAAGGGCAGCUAGGAGGCAAAAGUGCAAUUGUGAACUGUUUUUUUUUUUUUUUUUACUUUUAAAGGAGAAGCGCAGAGGUUUCUGACACCGUGCACCUGCAUCGCCGUGUUCCCCUUUUUUAACAUUUCUGCAGGAGGAGAUGUUGCUGCUUCUGAUGUUAUUUUUUGGGUGGGAGGGGUUUCCUAAUGUUGACUUUAAAUAUAUAGAGCAGGAAUAGGCAGUGAUCGCUAUGGCGGCCGAGCUGUAAAGAUGCCAGCGAUGACUACUGGCGCCAAGGCGGGGUUGUUGUCUAAUCUUGACGGUUUGUCUUCGGAGCAUAGACACAGGACAGUGUUUCCCAACCAGGGUGCCUCCAGCUGUUAC
Hyla sarda is the source of this 2315-nucleotide messenger RNA. It is a transcript of the gene SETD3, whose product is annotated as SET domain containing 3, actin N3(tau)-histidine methyltransferase. NCBI's taxonomy places the organism in Eukaryota, Metazoa, Chordata, Amphibia, Anura, Hylidae. The transcript is spliced from 14 exons. The record is from RefSeq and is a predicted model, not a curated record. Gene Ontology annotation, molecular function: transcription coactivator activity; histone H3K36 methyltransferase activity; protein-L-histidine N-tele-methyltransferase activity. The coding region runs from base 193 to 1941 and encodes 582 amino acids. Gene Ontology annotation, biological process: peptidyl-lysine trimethylation; peptidyl-lysine dimethylation; positive regulation of transcription by RNA polymerase II.